CAUUGAUCACCUCCCCCUUUUCCCACUUUCUUUCUCCACCGCUACCGCGGAGAGUCAAGGAGGAGAGGACUAGAGGAGGAGUGAAAAGGGCAGAGAACCAAGUAGCCCCACUCCCACCUUGGCCUCAACCUAAUGGACCCACCACCUCCGCCACCACCGACGGUGGCUUCCGCCACACAGCUUGGCUACCCUGACUCAGUGGAGUCUUCUCCCCGUUCACGCAACGCCGAUUCCUGGGACGAGCCUCUUCCUCCCAUCCCAGGCGCUAAGCUACGGCUUAUGUGCAGCUACGGUGGCCACAUCGUUCCUCGACCUCACGAUAAGUUCCUCUGCUACGUAGGCGGGGAAACCCGCAUGGUGGUCGUGGACCGCCACUCCUCCCUGGCUGACCUUUCUGCUCGCCUCUCUCGCAGCCUUCUCCGUGGUCGCUCCUUCACUCUCAAAUACCAACUUCCCAACGAAGAUCUCGAUUCUCUCAUCUCAGUCACUACUGAUGAAGAUCUUGAGAAUAUGAUCGAAGAAUACGAUCGCAACACCACUUCGUCUUUGAAACCCUCUCGCCUCCGCCUCUUUCUCUUCCCUAUCAAGCCCGAAACUUCCUCUUCGAUCGGCUCUCUCCUUGACGAUUCCAAGUCUGAGAACUGGUUCUUGGAUGCCCUUAACGGUGCUGGGAUUUUGCCUAGAGGGGCUUCCUCUGACGCUGCUUCUGUGAAUUGCCUGCUAGGUCUCGACGAUGUUAUCCAUGCCGACCCUUCUGCUGAUGUGGAGGCUCAACCUGAAUCUCUGGGUAGUCAGAACAAGCAGGUUAAUAAUAAACAUGGGCAAGAUGUUCAAUCAGUGCCGGAUUCUCCGAUGAUGGAAACCACUUCGUCGUUUGGUUCGACUUCUUCUUCGCCUUCUCAGUCCAAUUUGCCUCCGAUUCGGGUUCGUGUUGAGGAUGGUGGGGUUCGGUUGCAUGAUCAGAUGGUUGGGCUGGAGGAACAUUUCUCGCAGAUGAACGUCGCUGCCGCUGCGGCUGCUGCUGCUACGCAGAAGCAAGAGGAGGGUUUUGUCACUAUGUAUUCUCCGCCACCAGUUCCGACCACUGUCGCAGCUGCAGCAAUGGCAUCGUCAGCUGCUACGGGUAAUAUUCCCACCGUUGCAAGUGAAAACCCUGGCCGCGUUUUGUCGGACGAUGAGCGAUCAGAUCGAUCAGACCAUGGAGUCUCUGUUGGUUAUCGGAAACCGCCACAACCGCAAUUGCAACAGAGGACUAGUGGGGGUGCGGAUUUACAAUCACCAGAUGCAGCUGCCAGAGACGCCAAUUCUUCCCCAAAACCAGUGUUCUAUCAAGACUCAGUGGCAGCAGCUACUGCUAGAGACAAUAGGGUUCCUGCUAUCCCCAUUGAUCGCAAGAGUAACAUCUCUGAUCCUAGCUAUCGGUUCCAGAUGCAACAGCAACAACAACUUCAGGAUGCUGGGUAUGUCUUCACUCCCCAAUUGGAUCAGCAUCAGCUUCAGCAACAACAACAGCAAUUCAUCCCUGCAGGCUCGCACUACAUCCACCAUCACCCCACAGGACCAGUACCCAUCUCGUCAUACUACCCACUGUACCAUUCGGCGCAACAACAACAGCAGCAGCAUCCCCAUCAGCAGCUCGAUCAGCAAUACCCAAUGUACUACAUGCCUGUUAGGCAAACACAAGCUUACAACUUGCCUGUUCAAUCUAAUCUUGGCGAUGCUUCAACCGUCCCAUCCAGUCGGCCCCCAGCACCACCAGUUCCUGCCAUGAUCCCUCCCUCUGCUGCUGCUUACAAAGAGCCCGCAGCGCCUGUUUAUCCCCCUAGGAGCGCAGCUCUUUCGAAGCCCGAAUUAGCCACCAAUGUGUACAGAACUGCCGCCGCCGCCGCCGCAGCAGCAGCAGGUCCGCAGUUUAUUCACAUGUCUCCUGAUCAACAUCAGCAACAGAUUUUGGGUUACCAUCAGAUGCAUCACCCAUCUCAGUCGAUCGCGGUUGCUGCCGCCGGUGCUGGUAACUACGCCUAUGAGUUCCCGGAUCCUACGCACGCGCAGAUAUACUACCCUCAACCUUCAGCUGCUACAUUGCCUCCUCAGUAUCAAACUAUGACCUCAGCAGGAGCUGUAGUGAUGUCGGAGGCUUCUACACAGUUGCCCAUAGACAUCUCUAAGCAUCAGCUGCAGAACAGAACUUCGCAACCACUGUGAGUCAUUAUCUAUUGCUGGAAGAAAAGUAACGAUUUUGGUGAGAUGGGUAUGGGUGAAUUUUAGUUUUUUUUUUCCCUUCCUCCCCCUCUUCUCUGUGAAAUCUUCUUCUUUGUAAGUGUCUGAUCAUUGGUAGUGGUUGUGUUUAAAAAAAAUGUUAAUCUACCUGUGAUAUGAAAUAAGGGAGUGAGUCGUCAUCUCUAUCUAGUUUCUUCUAUCUAAUAGACCACAUAUCUGAUGCAGAUCUUAGGAACAAAAUAGAAGUUGGUCAGAUAGAGGAUAUGAACAUCAAAUGUGUGUCUGGUCCAGUCUAUGUAUUAGCAGUCAUGAAAUAAAUACACAUAUAUACAUCAAGCUUUGAUUUAGAAAUUC
Macadamia integrifolia is the source of this 2574-nucleotide messenger RNA. RefSeq lists its product as uncharacterized. The transcript is spliced from 2 exons. Lineage: Eukaryota; Viridiplantae; Streptophyta; Magnoliopsida; Proteales; Proteaceae. The coding region runs from base 133 to 2205 and encodes 690 amino acids. Gene Ontology annotation, molecular function: protein binding. The record is from RefSeq and is a predicted model, not a curated record.